Molecule: messenger RNA, 1341 nt
Organism: Cydia strobilella
Lineage: Eukaryota; Metazoa; Arthropoda; Insecta; Lepidoptera; Tortricidae
Product: E3 ubiquitin-protein ligase Siah1-like
Exons: 1
Coding region: 378-1223 (281 amino acids)
Biological process (GO): proteasome-mediated ubiquitin-dependent protein catabolic process; multicellular organism development
Cellular component (GO): cytoplasm
Molecular function (GO): ubiquitin conjugating enzyme binding; ubiquitin protein ligase activity; zinc ion binding
Source: RefSeq, a predicted model, not a curated record
AUUCGAUUGGUCGUCAUUGAAUCGUGCGACAAUAUAAUUUUUCAACCAUUUAUGAUAAUGAUACAAAAGAACGAUCGUAAUCCUUAAAUAAUCGGUUUUCUAAAUAAAAUUCUUCGUAAAAGACGUGGUUUUUAUUCGUAAUGUGUAUGUGAGUGAUUUGAAAGAUAUGGAAUAUAGUUAACAUUGACUGUCAAGCAAGAAAAAUAAUAGCAGUGGCCUCCAAACUUGUAAUGGAAUCUUAUUUCAUAGCGACUUCCAAACGAAAGAAAUCGGCUUUGGAGGGCUACAAGUGACUUAUGUUGUUGUUAAACUAGUUCGUGAAUACGUCGGUUGAUCGGUGAACGCUGGUCGACGUUUUAUAUGCGCGUAACGGUGACAUGAGCACGAAUAAGAGGCGCGGAGGAGCUAGCAGUUGUGCCGUGCCCGGGGUGCCCGCGCUGGCCGUGCCCACCGUACCCACCGCCAUGUCGGCCGACCUCGCGUCGCUGUUUGAAUGCCCCGUGUGCUUCGACUAUGUUCUCCCGCCCAUUCUGCAGUGCCAGAGCGGGCACUUGGUGUGCUCGAGCUGCCGACCCAAGCUGUCGUGCUGCCCGACGUGCCGCGGGCCCCUCGGCAACAUUCGCAACCUCGCCAUGGAGAAAGUUGCUAGCAAUGUAAUGUUCCCCUGCAAACACUCCAACACCGGCUGUACCGUGACCCUGGUUCAUACCGAGAAGGCUGAGCAUGAGGAAGCCUGUGAGUUCAGACCCUACUCCUGCCCCUGUCCCGGGGCCUCCUGCAAAUGGCAGGGUGGCCUCGAUCAAGUGAUGCCUCACCUUAUGAUGUCACACAAAAGCAUCACAACCCUACAAGGCGAAGACAUAGUUUUUCUGGCUACCGACAUAAACCUUCCUGGAGCAGUAGAUUGGGUGAUGAUGCAGUCAUGCUUUAAUCAUCACUUCAUGUUAGUUCUGGAAAAGCAGGAGAAGUUUGAUGGGCAUCAGCAAUUCUUUGCUAUAGUGCAGCUUAUAGGUUCUAGGAAGGAGGCGGAGAACUUCGCAUACAGGUUAGAGCUGAACGGCCACCGUCGUAGACUCACCUGGGAAGCGAUGCCACGCUCCAUACAUGAAGGUGUCUCCUCUGCUAUCAUGAACUCUGACUGCCUCGUCUUUGACACAUCACUGGCCCAACUAUUUGCUGACAAUGGAAACCUUGGCAUAAAUGUCACAAUAUCUAUUGCCUAAAAUUAAUAUUGCCACAUUAGAAGUAGAAAGCUGCCAGAAAAAUUUCAUUGGCUAUAAAGAAUAAUCUAAUUAUAUUUAAAAUGUCAGUGAAAUAGGAGCGUAAAAGAUCUCUUAUGAA